AUGGAAGAUUUUUACAAGCUGAACCCUCUUCUGUCUUGUCCUGAGGAUGUUGUUAGAGAAGUCAACGUCAACGUUUCCGCUACUGCUGCAUCUGAAUUGAAUCUCGGACUUGUGGCCAAUAACUUCCUUCAGCUGGAAGAGCCAGAAAGUUCGAAUAUGUCGGAUCGGUUCAUCAAGACCCAGAUCGCCACUCACCCUCUUUAUCCAAAUCUAGUAUCUGCUUACAUAGAAUGCCGAAAGGUUGGAGCACCUCCAGAACUUGCUUCACUUCUUGAAGAAAUAGCCCGUGAAAGCCACCCAACAAAUGCUCUUCGUGAGAUAGGAGAUGAUCCUGAGCUUGACGAGUUCAUGGAGUCAUACUGCGAGGUUCUUCAUAGAUACAAGCAGGAGCUGUCCAAGCCAUUCAACGAAGCGACCUUGUUUUUGUGUAGCAUUGAAUCACAACUCAGCAAUCUCUGUAAGGGAACACUGACAUUGCCACUGGAUAACAACCGCUCAGCGUUCUUGCCAGAUGAGGUAGCUGGGACUUCAGAGGAUGAAUUGAGUUGGGAGAAGAUGGAAACAGUGGAAGGUCACGAAUCUUCUGGCCCCCGUCCAGGUGAUCACGAGCUUAAAGAAAUGCUCCUUCGUAAGUAUGGUGGUUAUCUUAGCAGCUUAAGAAAGGAAUUUUUGAAGAAAAGAAAAAAGGGUAAGCUUCCUAAGGAUGCAAGGAUGAUACUCAUGAACUGGUGGAGCACCCACUAUAGGUGGCCUUAUCCUACGGAGGAGGAGAAAGUGCAACUAUCAGAAAUGACUGGACUUGAUCAAAAGCAGAUAAAUAAUUGGUUCAUCAAUCAAAGGAAACGACAUUGGAAACCAUCUGAAGACAUGCGAUUUGCCAUUAUGGAUGGUGUAAGUGGCAGCGCCAUUGGAGGAGGGCCUAUGUAA
Molecule: messenger RNA, 927 nt
Organism: Sphenostylis stenocarpa
Lineage: Eukaryota; Viridiplantae; Streptophyta; Magnoliopsida; Fabales; Fabaceae
Source: the annotation of a GenBank genome assembly